This is a messenger RNA of Nothobranchius furzeri (turquoise killifish), 2868 nucleotides long. It is a transcript of the gene far1, whose product is annotated as fatty acyl CoA reductase 1. Gene Ontology annotation, cellular component: peroxisome. Gene Ontology annotation, molecular function: alcohol-forming very long-chain fatty acyl-CoA reductase (NADP+) activity. Lineage: Eukaryota; Metazoa; Chordata; Actinopteri; Cyprinodontiformes; Nothobranchiidae. Gene Ontology annotation, biological process: long-chain fatty-acyl-CoA metabolic process. The record is from RefSeq and is a predicted model, not a curated record.
UGCCUGCUGACGUCACGGUGGAUUAUUUAGACAGCCCGCUUCCUGUUGAGAGGCUCCACUCCUCCGGUCGCCUGUAGAGGUGCACGCCGCCCCUCCGCGGAGAGCUCCCCCACACUCCCAACCUCAGCCCGGAGAACACGUCGAUCUUUCCGGUGGAGUGUCGUCAAGGAACUCGCUGAUUCCGGACUGCAGCCAUCAUGGUGAACAUCCCAGAAUAUUACGCAGGAAAGAAAGUGCUAAUCUCAGGAGCUACAGGCUUCAUGGGGAAGGUUCUGCUGGAGAAGCUGCUGAGGUCCUGCCCAGAGGUCGGAACCGUCUAUGUGAUGGUCCGGUCAAAGGCUGGGCAGAGCCCUCAGGCCCGUGUUGCUGACAUGGUUAACUGCAAGCUGUUUGAGAAGUUGCAGGCUGAGCAGCCGGGCUUUGCAGAGAAGAUCUUGGCGGUCAACAGUGACCUCACAUUACGAGAGCUGGAUCUGAGCAAGGAGGACCAGAGCAUCCUGGUAGAAAACGUCAACGUAGUCUUCCACUGCGCUGCCACCAUCCGCUUCAACGAGCCGCUCAAAGAUGCUAUGCAGCUGAAUGUCCUGGCCACACAGAAGAUGCUGGCUCUGGCCCACAGGAUGAAGCACUUGGAGAUCUUUAUUCACGUCUCCACAGCGUACGCCCACUGUGACAGAGAAGUCAUUGAGGAAGUGGUCUACCCUCCCCCCGUAGACUACCGCAAACUCAUUGACACGCUGGACUGGAUGGACGAUGACAUGGUGUCAACACUGACCCCCCAGCUGAUCGGGGAGCGUCCCAACACGUACACCUUCACCAAGGCUUUGGCCGAGUACCUGGUGCUGCAGGAGGCUGGAGACAUCAACGUUGCCAUCGUCAGGCCCUCCAUAGUUGGAGCCAGCUGGAAAGAGCCCUUCCCCGGUUGGAUUGACAACUUCAACGGGCCCAGUGGAAUAUUCAUUGCAGCUGGAAAGGGAAUCCUGCGUACGAUGAGAGCCUCGAACAACGCUGUGGCUGACCUGGUACCAGUCGAUGUGGUCAUCAACACCACUCUGGCUGCAGCCUGGUUCUCUGGAUCUCAGCGAGUUAACAGGCCUAAAAACAUCCUGGUGUACAACUGCACGACCGGCAGCAUCAACCCGUUUCACUGGGGGGAAGUCGAGUACUGUAUAAACAUGACCUUCAAGACCAAUCCCUUAGAGCAGGCCUUCAGAAGGCCCAAUGUCAAUCUGCGCUCCAACUCUUUUACUAAUCAGUACUGGACCACCGUCAGCCACACGCUGCCGGCGCUGCUCUAUGACGGCUAUCUCAGGUUGACGGGCCACAAGCCCCGGAUGAUGAAGACCAUCAAUCGCCUCCACAAAGCCAUGAUGGUCCUGGAGUAUUUCACCAGCCACUCGUGGGUGUGGAACACCAACAACAUGGCCGUCCUGCAGGCCAACAUGAGCCCUGAGGACAAGAAGGUUUUUAACUUUGAUGUUCGACAGCUGCACUGGGCGGAGUACAUGGAAAAUUACUGUAUGGGCACCAAAAAAUAUGUCCUUAAUGAGGAGCUUUCAGGGCUGCCGGCUGCACGCAAACACCUCAACAAGCUGAGGAACAUCCGCUACACCUUCAACACCAUCCUGAUGGUGCUCAUAUGGCGCGUCUUCAUCGCCCGGUCCCAGAUGGCCCGAAACAUCUGGUACUUCGUGGUGAGCCUCUGUUUCAAAUUCCUCUCCUACUUCAGAGCUUCCUCCACCAUGAGAUAAUGAGCUGGGGUCACGGUGGCGGGUGGAGAGAUGAAGUGAGGAAAACAUCAACUGCAGAGGUGUCUGCACCGAGAGCUCUGCUAUCUCCUGAAGAUUAAGGAAUGAAACUCCGUGAAUACAGAAAAUAAAGAGCUAGAGGACAAGCCGGGAGUCUGCAGCAGUCUAAGAUCGCUUUAACCUGAACUCUGCCGCUUCAUUGAACAGGAUUUAUCCCAAAACGUUCCUCGGACCUACAGCACUUGGACUAGCUUUCCAUUUCACUUUGCACUGGAUGUUCUGCUCCAACGGGCCUCCUCUGGUUUCUGAAACCAUUCAGGCUUCUAGCUCUUUUUUUUUUUUUUACAUUCAUUAAAACCUUUUUUUUCCCUUCUCCUUGAAUCCAUGUUCACUGGCAGCAGCGUUCCAGGGAUGUUUGCAGACCUGUUAUGGGACAGCACGACAUUCAGGUCACCCCUACCCACACCGGCUAAACUAAAGCCGUCUUAACCAGCUUUUAAACGGGUUUAGAGGGUUCUGUUAGUGCCGAGUCAUGCCUCACCCGGAGAUCUCACUGGCCUGAACCACUCCUGUUUCCUCGUAGAAACCGGCUUUACCGAGUGCCUACACACCAACUCUUCUUGCAACAGCUUUUUUUCUAGUUCGGGUUACAUUUUGAGACGAUAUUUGUUCCUGUCGAUGUUUCUCCUUUUGCCAAAAUCACUCACCUGAGAGGAGAAUGUUUUCUUUUUGGAUUAUUCUCUUUUGUUUCCUGUUUGAUUUGAAAUUGAAUAGUUUUGUUUGUGCAAAUUUGUUCUGUUACACGAUUGGUUGUUUUCAUUUCUUCUUGAUUAGGUGAAAAACAACAACUUGAAGUUACUGGAACCUGCUUCAUGUAUCUCCUGUUACAUUAUUUAUGAGUUUGGUGCAAAGACGGCGGUUCUGCCUGAUGAUCAUUUUUGUCUUAAUGCCUCCAAACUGUUUGGUGUACCAGCAUCAACCUACAUAAAAACCCUGGAUUGUGCCUCAACUCUUGUCAAUAUUUUAAUGUGAAAAGAGCAGCAACCUGUUUUCUAAUUAUUUUGUGUACAGCUUUAUUUAGCUAGACUGUAAACAAUAAUAAACAUGUAUUUUCUGCUAA